GACUUCUCAAAAGCCUGCGGAGGAGACGUAGGAUCUUCAAGCAAAUGCUGACAGCUGGAGUUUCCCGAUAGCAGAUAAAAUUAUUUGACCACCAUGAGUUGGAGUUUUCUGACCCGUCUGUUAGAGGAGAUCCACAAUCACUCAACCUUUGUUGGCAAAAUUUGGCUGACAGUGUUGAUUGUAUUUCGGAUUGUCCUAACUGCUGUGGGAGGAGAAUCCAUUUAUUACGAUGAACAAAGCAAGUUUGUGUGCAACACAGAGCAGCCUGGCUGUGAGAACGUUUGCUACGAUGCUUUUGCUCCUCUUUCGCAUGUGAGGUUUUGGGUCUUUCAGAUCAUUCUUGUUGCCACUCCGUCUGUGAUGUAUUUAGGCUACGCGAUUCAUAAAAUUGCCCGGAUGGUAGAACACAGCGAAGCCGACAGAAGAAUCAGAAGCAAAAGCUUUUCCAUGCGCUGGAAACAACACCGUGGCUUAGAGGAAGCUGAGGAGGACCACGAGGAAGACCCGAUGAUGUACCCAGAAAUAGAGCUGGAAAGCGAACGGGAGAAUAAAGAGCAGCAGGCCCCUGCCAAAGCUAAGCAUGACGGCAGGCGGCGAAUCCGGGAGGACGGACUCAUGAAAAUUUAUGUCCUGCAGCUUCUGGUGAGGACGACGUUUGAAAUCAGCUUUCUCGUGGGUCAGUAUUUUUUGUAUGGCUUUGAGGUCAGCCCCAUAUUUGUGUGCAGCAGGAAGCCGUGCCCGCACAAGAUAGAUUGUUUCAUUUCAAGGCCAACCGAAAAGACCAUUUUCCUGCUAAUAAUGUACGGGGUGAGCUGCAUGUGUUUACUCUUGAAUGUCUGGGAGAUGCUGCAUUUGGGAUUUGGCACAAUCCGGGACACGUUGAACAACAAGAGAAAAGAGCUGGAGGACUCUGGUACCUAUAACUACCCGUUUACCUGGAAUACGCCGUCUGCUCCUCCUGGCUAUAACAUCGCGGUCAAGCCAGAGCAAAUGCAAUAUACUGAACUGUCCAACGCCAAAAUGGCCUACAAACAGAACAAAGCCAACAUAGCUCAGGAACAGCAGUAUGGAAGCAACGAAGAAAACAUUCCUGCCGACCUGGAAAAUCUGCAGAGGGAAAUUAAAGUGGCUCAGGAGCGCCUGGACCUCGCGAUCCAGGCUUACAACAACCAAAACAAUCCCGGCAGUUCCAGAGAGAAGAAAUCCAAAGCAGGCUCAAACAAAAGCAGUGCCAGUAGCAAGUCAGGAGAUGGGAAGAGCUCUGUCUGGAUUUAAUGUUGGCUGAGUUUAUAUAUUGUGGUUUUUUCUCCUAGUUUAUCAUAACCAGCUACCUUGAAUAAUGGCUUCCAUUAAGUAAAUAUUUGACUCUGCUUAUUUUCAGGGAUACCGUUGGCUAGUGAUUCAACCUCUCAGAAAGGGGUUAUACACAUAUUCUAGGAUUAUAGAACUUUAUUCUUCUGUCUUCCAAGUCAGGAGACAAAUAGGUAUAUUUAAAUCAUUCUCAUUGAACGGUUUAUGCUGUAUGUACAGUAUUAUAGUACAUUUAUUAUGCACAAUUUUUUGUAUUUGUACACUGGAUCUCUGAUGUUACACUUUUUUAUAUUAAUGAGGAGAAAUGGGUAGCUGUUAGCAUUUUGCCAGUUUUAUUACUGUGGUCUGCAGUUUUGUCGUUGUUUUUCCUUCCUUUAAAAGUAAAACU
Molecule: messenger RNA, 1699 nt
Organism: Phaethon lepturus (White-tailed tropicbird)
Lineage: Eukaryota; Metazoa; Chordata; Aves; Phaethontiformes; Phaethontidae
Gene: GJC1
Product: gap junction protein, gamma 1, 45kDa
Exons: 2
Coding region: 94-1275 (393 amino acids)
Biological process (GO): cell communication
Cellular component (GO): connexin complex
Source: RefSeq, a predicted model, not a curated record